CUUUUUAGUUGGUUGCUGAUAAAAAUAUAGAUGGGAAAACCUGUCUUCAUGCUGCAGUUGAUGGAGGAUUUGCAGAAGUGGCAAAAAUAUGUUUAAUGAGAGGUGCAGAUGUAAAUGGUGUUGAAUCAGACCGUUCCAUGCCUCUCCAUCGAGCUGCAAUGUCUGGAAAUAUGGAAUGUGUGAAACUGCUGGUUGAUAACAGUGCUAGAAUUGAUGCCUAUGAUGAGGAGCAAUCCACACCACUACAUAAAGCUGCAUUAUAUAAUCAUUAUAAUGUAGUUGACUACCUCAUAAAAUGUGGUGCCCGUGUUAACAAGAGAGAUAGUGACAGUUACACUCCACUACUGUUAGCAGCACUUCGUGGCCACAGUGAGACCAUUGAGAUAUUGAUGAAUGCUUCUGCGGAUCCUUUAGCAGUGGAUAAAUAUGAAAAAACAGCUAUUUACUUGGCCUCAGAAGAAAACAAAACACUAGUUCUCAAGAAACUUUUGGAAUAUCCUGGAAUGAAAGAUCAAGUUCAUGCAAAUGACCAAUAUGGUAAUCGACCUUUACAUGUGGCAGCAAAGGAAGGAUUCACAGAAAUUGUGAUGAUUCUUUUAAGUCAUGGAGCUGAUAUUAUGGCCACGAAUGACGACGAAGAAACACCAAUACAUUUAGCUUCAAAAUUUGGACGAACUAACGUUGUUCGUGCACUUGUUAAAGCUGAUAAAUCUGUAGUGAAAUCAGAAGAUGAAGAUUCCAAUACACCUUUGCAUAUUGCUGCCCUUCACGGACAUGACAAAGUUGGAGAAAUUCUUAUAAACUUUGGAGCUGAUGUCGGUGCAGUUAACAACAAUAUGUGGACACCGUUGGAUUGUGCAGCUGCUAAUGGAUGGACUCAUAUGGCAAUGAUUCUUUUAGAUUCUGAUAGUUUAGUGGACCCUGCAGAUAAAUCUAAGACAACUCCCCUCCAUCUUGCUUGCCGUAAUGGACAUCUACGAAUGGUACGGCUCUUACUGCAGAGAAAUGCUAGUGUAAGUCAAAGGGAUUCAGAUGGAAAUAAUUGUCUUGAUUUGGCAAUUGAUAAUAAUAACAAUGAUGUUGCUAUGCUAAUUGUCAGUGAUGACAGGUGGGAAGAGGCAAUGCAAAACGAGACACUUGAUUUUAAAAAAGGCUAUCGUCAAACACCAAUGAGAAAAUUAAUUAGAAAAAUGCCAGAAGUUGCAGAGAAAGUCCUUAACCAAUGUCUUUCUACUUCUGGUAGUCCAGACAAACCUGAUUAUUCUAUAACCUUCACCUAUAAAUACUUGGACGACACCUACACAGAUUGGAAGGUUGCUAGGAACAGUGAUGUAGCCUCAUCUUCAGGUUUAAGUUAUGAUGAUGACUUUAAAGUGACACCGGAUGCACUUCCUUACACCACAAACAUGACCAUGUUGAAAAAGAACCAUCCUUUAAACAUUAUGGCUGAGAACAACCAAGAAAUCUUACUCUCUCAUCCUGUUGUAAAACAACUCCUGAGUUAUAAAUGGUCUUCAUUCGGAGCACCCCUCUACUAUGUGAAUCUCUUUAUUUAUUUGAUCUUUCUCACCUGUUUUACUGGUUACAUUUUGGAAGCAAAACCUCCUGUUCCUAAUGCUGUCUACUAUAAUGAAACACACAGCUGUUUCAAUGUUCAGGUGAACGACGGAUUCUUUAUUAGUUACGGCAAAUAUGUGGUCAUUGUUCUUGGAGUCCUGAUGUUAUUACGAGAGAUCUUCCAGUUAGUUCAAGCUGGACUUGGCUAUUUAACCUAUGUAAAUCUCCUAGAUUGGCUCACCUACCUCUUUGCUAUUCUUUUUGUGCUUGGCUUUAGUCAAUGUCAACAGCAAGUACUUUACAUUGAGGAGUGGCAAUGGAAUCUUGGAUCAAUAGGAAUAUUUCUAGCAUGGAUUGAUUUGGUGCUCUACGUACAGAAAGUACCUCGUUUUGGCAUCUAUGUUGUUAUGUUUACUGACAUCCUAUACACAUUUAUACAGUUUGCUGUUGUCUUCUCUCUCUUCAUUGUUGCAUUUGCAUUUGGGUUUUUUGCCUUAUUGCGUCAACGAAUAAAUAAGUCACAAGCUGUUGAAUUUGAGCAAUUUAGCAAUAUUGGAAAAUCAUUGAUGAAAACCUUUGUUAUGAUGAUUGGAGAACUGGAAUUUGAUGAUAUUUUUUUCAGUCCUGAUGAUUCCUUACAAUUUACUAUAACAACAUACCUCAUGUUUUUAGUAUUCUUGAUUCUUGGAUCGAUUAUUAUUAUGAACUUACUGGUUGGUUUGGCUGUAGAUGAUAUUAAAGAAGUACAAAAUAAAGCAACUCUGAAACGUAGAGCCAUGCAGGUGGAUUUGGUACUAGACCUUGAGAAAAUAAUGCCUUUCUCUUUCCAUAAGAGAAAAAUUAUCAAAUGUCAAACAUUGUAUCCUAAUGCUGUACAAAGUAACCAAAUUGCUCGCCUGUUUCGUAUAACCGCAUCUUAUUCUGAAGAUAUCAACCAAGUUUUAAAUCCUGAGCAGGAUGAGUUACGACGUAUCCAAACAAAUCAAACCAACUUAAAGCAUAAGGUUAACAGGUUAAAUGAUAAUGUGGAAGAGAUGAAAGUCCAAAUGACAAGAGUGGAGAGUAUGUUAAAAGCCGUAAUCAAAAACCAGAAAAUAGAAUGGGAAGAAGAAGAUUACCAGGAAGACUAAUACUUCAGGAAUGUUUACAAGUAGUGCUACACUUAUUUCUUUGUAAAAGAUCUGUCGAAAUCAGAGGAAUCUACUGUUUAUAUUUUGGCCCCUAUUAAAAACUUAUACCCCCCUUUUUUUUUUCAUCCAUAUUUUUGCAAAAUAUUUUACUGACAAAGUUUUGAUAUUAUUGCCCACAUGGUUUUACAUUGGUUACAACAUGGAGCAAAUAGUUAGCAUUAUUUUUUGGAUUAGAUAUAUUCUUCCAUGAAAACAAUCUUAUACAUCAUCAUCAUUGUCGUCACCAUUAUCAUCACUGUCAUCAAUAUCAUUCUCAUUGCCACUAUCAUCAUCACUUUAUAUAUCUGCUUUCCAUGCUGGCAUGGGUUGGACAGAUUGAUAGGAUCUGGUUGAUGGGUCAGUGGGCCACAUCUUUCUCCAUUUUAGUUUCAGCAUGGUUUCUACAGCUGGAUGCCCCAAUAUCAACCGCUUUAUAGAAUGUACUGGUGCUAAUUUUUUCAUGGCACCCGCAUCAUAGGAAUUACUUUAUCCUCAGCAAAACUAAAGAGUUGUCUUAGUGCAGCAUUGUCUCUGCUUGACUUUACAGAAGGUACCAGGUGUCUUUUUCAUGUGGCACUGGCACUUGUGAGCUCACCUCACCAGACUAAAGAACCACUACGUUUGAAAGGAGGAAUAGGAGUGAGAGAGAGAGGGAUAGGAGUGAGAGAGAGAGGGAUAGGAGUGAGAGAGAGAGGGAUAGGAGCGAUGGUUUUAGUGAGAGAGGAUUAAGAGUUGAGAGAAGCAUGAUGGAAACAAUGGAUUUGUGAAAGGGCUGUAAUGGAGAGAGUAACAAAGGAGACAGCAUCAGAAAAGGGUGACGUGAAGGAUUAGUGGAAAAGGGAGUGAGGGAGGGACACACAUAGAGUGGUGAGGAUGAUGGGGUCUGUUGAGUUGGUGGUGGGGUAUACAGUGCUAUCCCACAUUAUAAAGGUAAAUAUGGGUGGGGUAGAUGGAGGCUGUGGAAAAGGAAAGGGACAUAAAAAUAAGGAUGAUGAAGAAAUAGAGAAACUGUGGAGGGAGUGUCAACAAAUGAAAGAGGAAUAGAAAUGUCGUUGAGGUGAGCCAGAGAGAGAGGGAGAUGUGUUGGCGUUGAGGUAAUGGGGAAGCUUUGGGCAAAGGGUCUGUGAGAGAAAGAAAAGUAGGGGUGGAGGAGUAGUGAGAGUAGAAGGAGAGCAGAGAAUAGAUGCAGUGAGAGCAUCCCAGCUGCCAUCGUUACUUGCUUUAGAGUUCUCACUGCCAUGCUUGCACAAAAGUGCAGGUUUUCUCCAGCACUGCCUAUUGCCAUUUUUUACAAUUCCUGGUCAAUCUUUGAGAUUAUCCAUCUGUACCACGUGCUUAUACCAACUCUGUCUUCUCUUUUGCAUCCUUCAUCAAAUUCCUCUUAGACAUAACUUUUCUCUCAGGUUCUUUCUACUCAUCAUUCAUGCACACUAACAUUACACAUCCAGAGAAGCUUGCUUGCUUCCUUUCUUUCUAUAGUCUUGUCAAAUUCUCUGCAUUCAAAGAGGCCCUUGUCUCACUACCAUAUAGCAUCAUAUUUUCCACAUAAGUAUCAUACAAUCUGCUCUUCACUUUAAGUGGGAGGCUCUUUGUUGCUAAGCAGGGGUAGUUAGUUGCUAAUUUUCUUUAUAAACUAACAUGAAAUCAGUUUUUAUUGCUCUACUGUUAGAUUUAAUCUAAAGAAUCUCAAGUCUUUUUGUUAUAUUCCUAACAAUAUUAUAUUUCCUACGUUAAAUGGCUAAUGUUUUGUUCAGUAGCCAAGAGAAAUCAUUGUUAUAAAUAUGAAUAAUAACCUAUAAUAAAGAAACAAAACCAUUAGGUUCUUUUAUAUUUCAUAGCUUUAACUAUAAUGUUAAUAUCUUCUGAGCAGCUGAGCUCAACAGCAGUUUGUAACUGUUGUUUCCUGUCUAUGAGGAAUAAUAUCAAGUAUUUUGUAUUGUCUUGAAUUAAUGUUUUUUUUUUCUUUGAUAUCUGAUAAUAUUAUGCAUUUUUCAAGGGGUGCAUUCCCUGCUUAUUGAAACCUUUGUAUUUUUAUCAGAUCAAAAUUUUUUCUGCAAUUAAUAUUGUAUAUCAUUUUUGCUCAAAACCCUCCAUAGCAAGAUUACACUUCAUGAACAUUUUAGUUUUAACUGCUGAUCAUUUAGAUAGUAUCUCGUUUACUCAUGUGGUUCAACCUGACAUUGUUUUUUUUUUAUCAUAUCACUGUAUCACCACGGCUCCCUAUUUUAUUUGCUAUUUGAUAAUCAUCAUCUGUUCUGGGAUAACAAUGGUAUAUACUAAUAUAUGUUAAAGGCUCUGUAUGUGUGUGUAUUUAUAUAUAUCUUCAUAGUUGAUUAAUGUCCACUUUCCUAUGCUUGCAUGGGUCAAACCGAAUUCUUUACAUGCUUUCAACUAAGGUAAUAUUUUCCCUUGGUCAGACAUGUUUUCACAGAAGAUUGGAAGUGAAUGAUACUGCUGAUGCUCAAUUACAGCAAUAACAUGGUGUCAAGACAAGGAAACACACACACACACACACACACACACACUCUCUCUCUCUCUCUCUCUCUCUCUCUCUCUCUCUCUCCCUCUCUCUCUCUCUUACAUGUAUUAGUGGAUUCUUUCAAUUUCUGUCUAGCAAAUCAAUUGGUUGCCCUGGGGUUAUGAUUGAAGACAUUUGCCAUGCAGAAGCAAUUGUCUUCUGUUAUAGCCCUGAAGAAGGACUGAACUCAAAAACCACGAGAUUGGGAAACAAACUUCUUAACCACACAGCCAUAUCUGCUUCCACUUUGGAAUCCUGACAAACAGCAUCUCAGUAGCAAUUACAGUUUAUAAAAGAAUAAAACUGAUAGUUAAUGUCCACCCCACCCGCCUUUCCUCACUCUUUCUUUCAUUACAACAGCAUCUAGCCACACCUUCACAAUUCAGAUACCUAAGCAGCACCAUUUCCAAUGGCUGCACACUGAAAAAGGAGAUUCGAAAUUGCUACAAGAUAGGCCUCUGUAUCUCUUUGAAAAUUCAGAUUCUUUCUAAACAAUCAUCUCAGCCUUUAUAAACAGGGUUCUCAGUCUGAGCUAGGUGUAAGACAUGGACAAUAUACAGCCAGUAUGUUAAGACCUUGGAAGCUUUUGUUUUCUGAAGAUCCUUUCACCUGACAAGAUAGAAUUACGUGCAGAAGUCCCUCAUUAAAUAAUCACAAGAAAUAGUAAAUUUGCAUUGUACAGACAUCGACUGAAAUGGCUCAGACAUGUUGUGUGCAUGUGUGACCCACAUUCUCUUCGUGAGAUCUUCACAUCCACUUACAUCCUGGUGUCAACACUUGACUGAGAACCACUUUGAAGAGAAGUAUUAUUAACUCUUUAAGAAUGGAAGGUAUCAAUCACUAUCUGUCAUAGAGUUUGAUGGUGUCACUGUAGAAGUUAUGACAGAGAAACGCAUUCAUCACUAAAGUGAGAAGAACUUGUAUGCAAAGUGACACCUGGCUUCCUCUAGUCAAAUAUUUACAUGUUCUUACUGUGACCAAUGCUGCAGAUUAUGGAUUGGAAUGUCUUCAGAAGAUUCAGUAGUGAAGAUGACCAUCAUCAGAUUUGAUUGACAUCCAUAAGCAAGCAAAGCAUGCACACACACACACACACACACACACACACGUGUGUGAUCUGUCUGUCUGUCUGUCUGUCUGUCUGUCUGUCUGCCUGCCUUUCUGUCUGUCUGUGUCUGUCUCUCUCUCUCUGCACACACACUCAUUAUUUUCCUUCUUCAAUUUGAAAAUUUUCUGCAUUCACUGCCAAUACAUUAUCCAACAUUUUACUCCCUUCAAAUACAGAGAAAAGCUUCCUGAUGUCUGUGGCUCUUCUCUAAACUAAUUCCAUCCACUUCAAAAUCCUCUGUCCACCAUUCUAUCAUUGAAUGUCACCAUCUCCAUUAUUUACACCAUAUGCAACACAGUACAUAUUUACAAUUUACAUUCACCAAUCUCUAACCAGCAAAUUAUGUACAAUGUCGUAUGUGCCUGUCAGUUUGAGAGUCAUUUCAGUUCACUUAAUGUAUGUCUAUUGCUUCUAAUGAUUAUGAAGAACUGAAGUUCCUUCUUUCUUUUUCUCCGGAAGAAAUACAGUUGAGCUCUGCAGAUUGUUUUCCUGCUGGACGUUUCAAAAAAAAUUUGAUGUAACUGAAUAACAGACUAACAGUAACCAUAAAUUCUACAACUGGAUAGAUUUGAAUCUAAUGCUAUAAAUUCCAAGACUGUUGAAGAUCCAUUCAUUUCAAGUUUGGUUCUCCAUAUGACUAAAAUUUGAAUAGCACUAAACUGGUAAUGGCAGCAUUUUGAAGUUAAUUAACCAUAUUUUAAUUAAGUUGUCAUAAAUGGUUAUAUACUUCAGCACAGAAUAUUUCCAUCCAAAUUUACUUUUGUGCCUUUCUGAAACCUAUCAUUGCUUUUCUCUCAUUUCCUCUCAUGACUACUUUUUUCUAUAUAUGUAUGUAGAUUUUACUAUAAUAUAUAUUUCAUUCUCAGGAACAACUAAGGAAAUACACAAUAAAUCUCUCACAAAGCCUUGUACUGAUGGGAAGUACUGACCCAUACAGGCUUCAAAGGUCAUUUCUUUUCCAAACUAAGUUGAUGGAUGGAUUUGGCAGCACUUCAAGUGACUAUGCAGCCCUUUUCCAAGAAUAGCAUGCCCACUUGUUAUUCAGGAGGGUCUUAGGUCUAAACAAAGCUUUCCCAAUCUUGGAACUGGCCAGGAACAUUGUGCUUGGUGUCCUCUCUUUAUGAGACAGUAACAUUCAGGAAAUUUACAACUUAAAGCACAUGAGUUGACAUUCACAAUGUAUAUCUAUGUUUCUGUGUAUACAUGCAUAUGCAUGUGUAUGUAAACAUGUAUAUAUAUAUAUAUAUAUAUAUAUAUAUAUAUAUAUAUAUAUAUAUAUAUCUGUAUGUCUGUUUGUGUAUGUAUGUAUGUAUGUAUCCAUAUGUAUGUAUGUAUGCAUGUGUGUGUAUGCACAUAUAUCUGCUUGUGUGUGUACAUAUAUUUGUGUGUGUGUGUGUAUAUACCGAUGGCCAGAUAACUGAAGAGAUGGUGGCAUGGGUUUCUGUCCCGACAUCCGAAACUCGGAGUUUUAUCAUGGCUACCGAAUAAUUGUCACAUAUUAUUUACAGAUAAAUUCCUCUAUUUGCCUAAUAUCGAGGUCUCUUUCUUUCUUUUGUUGUCUUACCUUUUCUAUCAAUACAUAUACA
This is a messenger RNA of Octopus bimaculoides (California two-spot octopus), 7935 nucleotides long. Its product is annotated as transient receptor potential cation channel subfamily A member 1 homolog. Gene Ontology annotation, biological process: monoatomic ion transmembrane transport. Gene Ontology annotation, molecular function: monoatomic ion channel activity; protein binding. The record is from RefSeq and is a predicted model, not a curated record. NCBI's taxonomy places the organism in Eukaryota, Metazoa, Mollusca, Cephalopoda, Octopoda, Octopodidae. Gene Ontology annotation, cellular component: transmembrane transporter complex; membrane.